Molecule: messenger RNA, 279 nt
Organism: Sphaeroforma arctica JP610
Lineage: Eukaryota; Ichthyosporea; Ichthyophonida
Exons: 1
Source: RefSeq, a predicted model, not a curated record
AUGAAGGAUUCAGCAGCCGACACCUCCGUGACACAAGAGAAUACCCAGCAGGAGUCCACUUCCGAGAGCGAGAUACAAAUUACACAAGCCAUCGUGGAUAAUUCCGUGAAUUUCGGAGAUGUGGUUGCUAUAGUAAUCGCUGUGCUUAUCAUCGCGCUCAUGUGUGUGGCGCUGCUGGUAGGUAUACUCGCGUGUCUGCGAGCAAGGCAGUUCAAACGCGCGGGUAUGGGAAAGAACAAGAGCCAAUCAGCCUUAGCGGACCAGCACUGCGCAACUGAG